Messenger RNA from Seriola dumerili (greater amberjack), 2170 nucleotides. RefSeq names its product delta 4-desaturase, sphingolipid 1 (gene degs1). Gene Ontology annotation, molecular function: sphingolipid delta-4 desaturase activity. Gene Ontology annotation, cellular component: membrane. The record is from RefSeq and is a predicted model, not a curated record. The transcript is spliced from 3 exons. NCBI's taxonomy places the organism in Eukaryota, Metazoa, Chordata, Actinopteri, Carangiformes, Carangidae. Gene Ontology annotation, biological process: ceramide biosynthetic process. Bases 182 to 1153 code for a protein of 323 amino acids.
GAGGAGCCGCUCACUGUGGGCUGAGCCGACUGAUGUCCGGGCAGGUCAACCAGGCGUGCUGGGUCUAAGGAGAGAGAGGAGAGGAGAGGAGAGGAGAAUAAUCACAGACAGUUGUUUUUAAACGACCUUGUGAUUUUUCCACACUUGUCUCUCUGAGUUGUUGAAAACAGUGAUCCACAAGAUGGGGAACCGGGUCGCCCGUGAGGACUACGAGUGGGUGUACACGGACCAGCCGCAUGCCGACAGGAGGAAAGCGAUCCUGGCCAAAUAUCCAGAAAUCAAGUCGCUGAUGGGACCUGACCCGAGACUGAAAUGGAUUGUGUGCAUGAUGGUGGCGAUACAGUUUUUAGCUUUCUACCUGGUCAAAGACUUGGACUGGAAAUGGGUUUUGUUUUGGACCUAUGCCUUUGGCAGCUGUAUCAACCACUCAAUGACCCUUGCUAUUCAUGAGAUUUCCCACAACACGGCCUUUGGAAACAGCAAGGCCAUGUGGAACCGCUACUUUGCCAUGUUUGCCAACCUGCCCAUCGGCCUGCCCUACUCUGCCUCCUUCAAACGCUACCACCUGGACCAUCAUCGCUACCUGGGUGGAGACGGUGUAGAUGUGGACAUCCCCACUGAGUUUGAAGGCUGGUUCUUCUGCACACGCUUCCGUAAAUUCAUCUGGAUUAUUCUGCAACCGCUGUUUUAUGCCAUCCGCCCACUCUGCAUCAACCCCAAACCCAUCACUCAGCUGGAGCUGACCAACGUGGCCUUCCAGCUCACCUUUGACAUCCUGCUCUACUGGCUGUGGGGGGCUAAGCCUGUGGUCUACAUGCUGGCUGGCUCCAUGCUGGGGAUGGGUCUGCACCCCAUCUCUGGUCACUUCAUAGCUGAGCACUACAUGUUCCUCAAGGGUCAUGAGACCUACUCUUACUAUGGCUCCCUCAACCUUCUCACCUUCAACGUGGGCUACCACAAUGAGCACCACGACUUUCCCAGCAUCCCAGGACGCAGGCUGCCCAUGGUGAAGAAAAUAGCAGCAGAGUAUUACGAUGACCUGCCUCAGUACACGUCGUGGGUGAAGGUUCUGUACGACUUCAUCAUGGACGACGCAUUGAGCCCGUACUCUCGAGUCAAGAGGAAGCUGAAGGGAGACGUCAAACAGGAGUAACUUCACUGAAAGCUUCACUGGAUCAGAGCUGCAGCGUCACCGUGACAGCAGCUGCCUCACCGCCCUAUAAACUUAACAGCUUCUGCAGAUUAAUACAUUCAACAUGUGAAACCUGGGUGGAGAUUGUGUACAGGAGUCUUGACGUGUGCUUGUCCUUCACAGGAGGAGGAAAUAUUUUCACAGACUGUUGUUAUCCAGUUCAGAAAAGCCAAGACAAGUGGUGUGAGAUUAAAAAGUUUGUUUGUAUCUGGGACUGGCUGCACAAAGACCUAGUUCAACUUAAUAUAGACGUCUAAUUUGCCAUGUAUUCUAAAUGAAAUAAGACUGUUGCCCAUGACAUUUGUUGUUCCCCACAGGAUGAAUUGUAAUUGGCUCUGGUGAUCUCUCCAGUUCUUAGGUUUAAAACUAACCCCACAUGUCCACUGAAGGCAGCUGUGUUUUAUUUACAGAUGAUCCGCUGCCAUUCUAGCUGCUGUGCUAAUGUUCACUGGACAUGUGAGAGCUCUUCACAUGCUGGGUCUAUCUUCAACGUCUCUGUGUACUGUUAGCAUUUAGCUCAGAGCCCCAGGGUUCUCUCUCUCCAGCUCUCUGAAAGGACUUUGGUCAUGAACAGACAAACCUCCAAAAAGUUUUCCCAGGUGUUACUGGAUCCUAAAACCUCUUGUUGGUGUCUUUACUCACUGCCUAACAGCAGGAAACCACUUGUCAGCAGUUGCAUUGGACCAGUAAGAACAACACAGCAUCAUAGACCAGUCUGAGAAGUCUUUGUGCAUCCAGCCCCAGAAACGAUCAUAAGGAAGCUACACAGCCAACUAACAAUAAACCCACACAGGUUUAGUACCAUUUACUCCUGUCUGGUGACUGAGUGCAAACCGUGUGAAAGGUGUUCUACGGUUCGUGCUCUGCCACAGAUUAACCCAGGCAACUACCUUCCUCCCAUCUUGGACUUGCUAUUGGUCGACAGCACACUGUGAGUGUGAGUGUGAGCGUGAGUGUGAGCGUGAGUGUGAGCGUGAG